CGGGAUGGAUGGCCGGUUGCGUCGAGCGGUCGGGCUAGAAAUUGUUUUACGCUUGCUCAUUAAACGAAAACCAGCCUUUCGCGAGUUUGGAUUAUUUUUGCCGGAAGAGGCAGUGGCACUCUCAAUGCCAACCGUCAUUGCGUGCGAAGCCAAAGAGUGCGACGAUGACUCAUAGCCCCUAAGACGAGGUUCCGAGCAUCUGCCCCCUCCAGCUGGCCCCCGGGCAGAGAUGGAGCUGGAGGCCUGGAAGCUGUUUGCCCUGGUGGGGCUGUUUGCCCUCACCCUGGCCAUGGUGUUCCUGCCCCUCUUCUUCUGGGGACACAUCAGACGUGUCCAAGACCCCCACAGGAGGCACGUCUAUGAGACGGGGGUGUCUCUGCUGAGCUGUUUCGGAGGUGGCGUGUUCCUGGCCACCUGCCUGCUGCACCUGCUGCCCGAGGCCCGCAGCCAGCUGGACAAGGGGCUGCUGGAGCGCUGGGGACACCUGCCGGCCUUUCCGCUUCUCGAGUUCCUCUGCAUCCUGGGGCUUCUGCUCGUGCUUGUCAUGGAGCAGGUGACACUGUCCUGGAAGGAGGGUGAAGAAAUACACCACGUCCGAGGGUGCCACCCUCCCCACACCCCGCUGGGCGCUGCGCCCGUGGCCAACUACGGCAGCGUCGAGCACCUACCCGGCGACUGGACACCCCCCGAGGAGGCCGAAGAGGGUUCCCCCUCAAUUCACAACGACCCCAACUCCCACUCGACUCUCCGUGCCCUCGUCCUCGUGCUGUCUCUCUCCCUGCACUCGGUCUUCGAGGGGAUCGCGCUGGGGCUCCAGCCAGACGGCGCUGCCCUUGCGCAGCUGCUCGCGGCCAUCGCCGUGCACAAAAGCGUCCUCGCCGUCACGCUCGGCCUCAACCUGGCCCACAGCAGGCUGGGACGGGUGGGGGUGGCCGCGUGCGGGCUCACGUUCGCGGCCAUGGCCCCGUUCGGGAUGGGGCUAGCCAUGCUGCUGCUGCUCGGCACCCCGCAGACGGGGGCGGCCCUUUUGGAAGGUGUCCUCCAGGGGCUUGCCUGUGGCACCUUCCUCUACGUUACCUUCUUUGAGGUGCUGCCCCACGAGAUGAGCCACUCUCGCCACCGGCUCCUCAAGCUGCUCGGUGUGCUGCUGGGGGUGGUGGCUGUCACCGCGCUCUGCCUCUCCUUCCCGCACUCCUGAGGACAGACGACACCCGCCGGCACCUUCGCCACGCGUGCCGCCGCCGCUUUCCCCGCCCCCCAAAACUGGAGGCUGCACCGGCACGUCUAGACGGCAAUGCGGUAGUACCGGCGGUUCUGCGUCGCUAAAGAAAGCCCGCAAGGGACGAGGGCUGGACACAACCGCUGCGUCGGCGUCCGGCCGGGGAUCACGUUCUUGCCGAUUUAACGCGAGUUCCGGCCAGACAGUGCGUCUAAUCUGUGCCCCGCAUUCGUCUCCUUUAGGUGACGCCAGAAAUUCGGCACAAAAGGCCAAUUCAUGCAGCACCGUUUCCGUAAGUUGCGAAGCUUGUGUUGAGAUAUGACUCCAAGUCACCGGCACAUCCGUGCUUCGUAUUGAGCGUUGUGACCAGUUGAAGGAGUAGCUUGGCACGCACAAUACGAAGCACAGAUGUGCCGUCGACUCAUGGCCGUAUCUCGACGUAAGAGGACGUAGGCUUUGUAACGUAAGAAAACAGUGCUGCAUGAACCAGCCUAAAAGCUCCAUUAUCUAGGAGUAGUUGGCCAUACUGGUGAGGGCGUCUGCAAUGUUGCAUGCGAAGUCGCGCCGGGCUGCGUUACGUCGUCUGCCUUCCCCGAACAGAGGGACGUGCCGACUCAUAAACUGAAAGCCACUGCCGUGGCAUGUGUCGACGAAAGAGGAGUUGUUGUGCCCGGAACAAUUGUCGGAAGCGAAAUGAUCUGCCCAAAUGUUAAUUUCUAACAUCACUUUUGUGGCGAAAGCUCGUAUGCUGCGAGGUAUUAGAUAUAUAAUAUAUGAGCUAUAUAAAAAGAACAAAAAGCAAUAUUGUGAUACUUUUGCUGGAAGCCAGUAAGCAAUAUCGAGAAUCUAAGCGUGAAUGUUUCGGGAGUCUGCGGGUAACUUCGGAGUAGCCUAAACUCUUGUUUUUUUAUGGAUCACAGAAAUAAAGACGACAGCAAUGCUUG
Molecule: messenger RNA, 2163 nt
Organism: Ixodes scapularis (black-legged tick)
Lineage: Eukaryota; Metazoa; Arthropoda; Arachnida; Ixodida; Ixodidae
Product: zinc transporter ZIP1
Exons: 4
Coding region: 230-1198 (322 amino acids)
Biological process (GO): zinc ion transmembrane transport
Cellular component (GO): plasma membrane
Molecular function (GO): zinc ion transmembrane transporter activity
Source: RefSeq, a predicted model, not a curated record